Salvia hispanica is the source of this 1440-nucleotide messenger RNA. Its product is annotated as phosphatidylglycerophosphate phosphatase PTPMT2-like. Gene Ontology annotation, molecular function: phosphoprotein phosphatase activity. NCBI's taxonomy places the organism in Eukaryota, Viridiplantae, Streptophyta, Magnoliopsida, Lamiales, Lamiaceae. Gene Ontology annotation, biological process: protein dephosphorylation. The record is from RefSeq and is a predicted model, not a curated record.
AGCAAAGAAAAGCAGUUCAUAUCGCCCAAUCAUAUUCCUCUUUUGACUUGCAUUCUCAUCCUCAACAUUCCACCUCUUCUCUUCCUCGAUUCCACAAUCUUCGCUCUAUCAUCUCCCGAUCAUUCAAAUUCUCACUCCUCUCGCCUUGGAUCAUGCUAUUUUUUCACUCAAAUUUCUAAAUUAUCACUCACUCCUUCUGCAAUUUCAUCCCCUUUCUCUGAUUGUGAUUCUGGCCUCCGUGUUUGCCCUCAAUUCCCUGAAAUUUUUAUGUUCUAUUGAUCGCGAUGAAGAUCGAGGAGCUCGAUGAUGGCGCGGAGAGUAUUAUAGAGAGCAAGCGUAGCAGAAAUAGCGAAACAAGGCUGAUCACGGUUAGGGCUGACGCAAAAAGGGCUUUAGUCGGAGCUGGGGCUCGGAUCCUCUUCUAUCCAACCCUUUUGUACAACGUCUUCCGCAACAAAAUUCAAGCGGAGUUCCGGUGGUGGGAUCAAAUCGACCAGUAUCUACUGCUAGGCGCUGUUCCAUUUCCAAAGGAUGUACCUCGUUUGAAGCAUCUUGGAGUUGGCGGUGUAAUUACUCUGAAUGAGCCCUAUGAGACUCUGGUCCCAACAUCAUUGUACUAUGCUAAUGGGAUAGACCAUCUUGUCAUCCCUACUAGGGAUUAUCUCUUUGCUCCUUCUUUUGGGGAUAUUAACCGUGCAGUGGAUUUCAUUCACAGAAAUGCUUUAAGUGGUCAAACAACAUAUGUGCAUUGCAAAGCCGGGCGAGGAAGGAGCACAACCAUUGUUCUCUGUUAUCUGAUUCACUAUAAGCAUAUGACACCUGCUGCUGCACUUGAGUAUGUUCGAUCUAGAAGACCCAGGGUGCUAUUAGCUCCAAUCCAAUGGAAGGCAGUGCAAGAAUAUCAGCAGCAAUGCAUGGGUUCAAGAACGGUAUGCACACCUGGGGAUGUUGUGCUAAUCACAAAAGCUGAUCUGGAAGGGUAUGACAGUCCUUGUAACGACAACUCUGGCAAGGAGCUUGCAGUUGUUUCUAGAAGGUUGAACACGAGUCCUAUGAUGGCUAAGCUGUCUUGCCUCUUUGCGUCUCUGAGGGUUACAGGAAAUUAUGGACCUGUAAUGAGGCAGUUGACUGAAGCACGUGCGUGCUGACUUUUACCUCUACUUGAGAAGCUCGCCUGUAAGUUAAUCCCACGUUUCACAAGUAGAGGAAGAUCAAAUAAAAAAAAGUGUCACGGCACAAGUCUGCUUGUGUAUGUAUAUAUAUAUCAGAUGGAGUUGAGUUGAGUCACGCCGAUACAUUGCUAAGCUCUAGCUGUAGCUCGACUCAACACAGCUUCCUCCCCUUGUUUUUUUCUAGUUUGUGCUGAAUCCCAUUGCGAAUUCAGUAUAUACUUCAUCUGGAUUUGGUUAAUAUAUUGUAAAUAGCAAGUAGUUUUGAGCU